AUGGCAAAUAAAUCGCUAAAAGUGCUAUUUGUGCCGCUUUUAAACGCGGGUCACGUGAAUCCCUGUAUAGCUAUUGCGGAACAGUUGAUAGAUAGCGGACACCGAGCGGUGUUUGCUGUGGACAGCGUUUGGUCGGGAAAACUGACCGCUUAUGGCAUCGAUGAGAUAGUAUUGGCCAAAACGGAUCGACCGCUUCAUUCACCGAACGAUACGCCGGACGCGACCCGAGAAAUGAUGGCAUCGGUUAUGUUUAGCGACGCGUCGGCCCUUCAGAAGGCUAUAAUCCGCGCAAAACACUCCGAUUUGUGGACAAAAUACGCAAUAAAAAUGGACAAACAGUUGGAGCGACUGUUGCCCGACAUUCGUCCCGAUGUUAUAAUCGUGGAUCAGUUGAUAGCACUGCCGGCGGUGGAGUUGUCGGGCAUACCGUGUGUGUGGGUCUGGAGCGGUGGCAUUCUUGAGAUGGUUAACGAUGAGAGGGCACCGCCUCGACAAUCAGGACUGUCCGCUACGGGAGACCAGAAAUUAUGGCAAGAAUUUCGGCAAAUCGUUAAAAAUAACGAGAAAGACGAGUGGCGGGCGUUCAACCACUAUGUGGUCGGUCGGGGCUGCGAACCACUGCCCGAAUAUUACUUCCAUAACCCCUCACAUUAUCUCAAUAUAUACGGCUAUCCCCUGGAGUUGGACUAUCAGGACAUCCGGCCGUUGGGCCGCAAUUUUGUUGAAUUUGAUCAUUUCAUGCGCACUGAACGGCACCUGACAUUUGCAGUUCCGCCAGAGUUGGCCGCAAAGCCGGGAAAAUUGGUGUACUUCUCGCUCGGCUCUAUUGCUUCAAUGGAUGUGUCAAAUAUGCGCCGACUUGUGGCCAUUUUGGCCAAAUCUCCGCAUCGGUUCAUCGUAUCAAAGGGUCCGUUGCAUAUGGACUACACUCUGGCCGACAAUAUGUGGGGCGAGGCGUCUGUGCCUCAGAUCCAAGUCCUGCCGCUCGUAGAUCUGGUGCUAACACACGGCGGCAUCAAUACUGUCACCGAAAGCCUAUACUUCGGCCGACCGAUGAUAGCUAUGCCUGUAUUCGGUGAGCAGUACGACAACGCACAGCGAUUGCAGGACAAGGGCUUUGGUCUCCGAUUGGACGCCUACCGGUGCUCAGAGAAGGAGUUGUUGGCAGCGAUUGAGACUCUACUGUCUGAUCGCCGAUUGACUGAACGCUUGGCCGAAGAUGCAUUCACCGCAUCGCACAACGUGGCCAAACAGUUUAUUAUCUCUGAUAACGACAUGUUAAAACAGAACACCAUCUACGAGUUGAUGAGUAAAUUCACCAAUCUCAUUAUUGUACAACUAGAUGAUAACGACAAAUUCACCAUGGUGCCCGACAACGCGUUUGGCAAUCAGCCAAAACUUAAACAAUUAACCAUUCGCUCGGCAGAAAAGUCUAUUGGGAGCCACGCGUUCAGUGGGUUAACCGGUUUGCGUACGUUAAACGUUAACUAUGACCAGUUGUCACACAUCAGCGCCAAUGCCUUUGCCAUCGAUAAGCACAGUAACGAGUCAUUGACUAUUAGUCUCAAUCGUAAUCUUCUUAAUGAAAAUAGAUUGUCGUUCCUAUUGGAUUAA
Medioppia subpectinata is the source of this 1614-nucleotide messenger RNA. The record is from the annotation of a GenBank genome assembly. Lineage: Eukaryota; Metazoa; Arthropoda; Arachnida; Sarcoptiformes; Oppiidae.